Messenger RNA from Ctenopharyngodon idella (grass carp), 842 nucleotides. RefSeq names its product eukaryotic translation initiation factor 1B (gene eif1b). Bases 205 to 546 code for a protein of 113 amino acids. Gene Ontology annotation, biological process: translational initiation. The transcript has 4 exons. Gene Ontology annotation, cellular component: eukaryotic 43S preinitiation complex. The record is from RefSeq and is a predicted model, not a curated record. Lineage: Eukaryota; Metazoa; Chordata; Actinopteri; Cypriniformes; Xenocyprididae. Gene Ontology annotation, molecular function: RNA binding; ribosomal small subunit binding; translation initiation factor activity.
UCAUCGCGCUCUGUGGCGUAUUAAAAGCACUUCCGCUGUGUCCCACGCGAUAGACUCAUUGGUAGUUGCAUCAGGCAGAUUAAAAAGCAGCCGCUCUGUGUUUUCGACGACGUUUUAUAAUUAACUACAAAUCUAAGCAAGCAUAUCCAAGCGGCACUGAUCGCCGACAUCUUUCAUCUGUUAAAGUUACCUCAGUAAUAUCGCAUGUCCAAUAUACAGAACCUCCAGUCCUUCGAUCCCUUUGCUGAUGCAACUAAGGGUGACGACUUGCUCCCGGCUGGGACAGAGGAUAAAAUCCACAUAAGGAUUCAGCAACGGAACGGCCGCAAAACGCUGACCACGGUUCAAGGCAUUGCAGAUGAUUACGAUAAAAAGAAGCUUGUAAAAGCCUUUAAGAAGAAAUUUGCCUGCAAUGGAACGGUGAUCGAGCACCCGGAGUAUGGAGAGGUGAUUCAGUUGCAGGGUGACCAAAGGAAAAAUAUCUGUCAAUUUCUUCUGGAGAUCAACAUCGUAAAGGAGGAGCAGUUGAAGGUUCACGGGUUUUAAAAUGAUGGCCCAUCCAGGGCUUUCUAAAGGACUGCACCAGCAUGUAGCAAUCCUAGUACAUUCAUGGCAGGGUUUGUAGGACCAUAUGCUAACGACGCUGACAGCAGGGUGAAACACUUUGUUUUUUGCAGUCAUUUUAAGCUCGAAUUUUCAUAAUGACCUCAACCGGACCACUAAUUCCACGCUGGUCUGAAUUAUAUACUGAAUCUUUGUUGCUUGUGAACGUUUUAUGAUAGAUGCACUCAAUUGCACGAUAUCUUUUUAUCAAGGACAAUAAAGUUAUGUGACUUUGCAAA